Molecule: messenger RNA, 878 nt
Organism: Oppia nitens
Lineage: Eukaryota; Metazoa; Arthropoda; Arachnida; Sarcoptiformes; Oppiidae
Product: 9,11-endoperoxide prostaglandin H2 reductase-like
Exons: 2
Coding region: 3-878 (291 amino acids)
Molecular function (GO): oxidoreductase activity
Source: RefSeq, a predicted model, not a curated record
UGAUGAAGCUGAUUUUAUUAUUAAUAUUAAAUUGUUUUUACAUUAUUACUUGUGCCAAAGAUGUGCCACUAAUCCGACUGAAUACCGAUAAGGACGUACCGGCCAUAGGGUUGGGCACGUGGCAAACGGAAGGACCCGAAGUGGUCAAUGCAGUGAUGAAUGCAUUGGAAGCCGGCUAUCGGCAUAUCGACACCGCCUGGUUCUAUCACAACGAGAAAGAUGUGGGCAAAGGUAUACAACAGGCCAUCGAUAAGGGUAUUGUCAAACGCGAAGACAUCUUCAUUACUACGAAAGUAUGGCCGAGGAAUAUGAAUCGCAGAAAAUCAUUGGAUAUCAUCAAAAACUCGCUGAAAGAGUUGAACACUUCGUACGUCGACUUAGUGUUGGUUCACUGGCCACUAGGCUUUGCCAGAGCAACAGCUGAAGUCUAUAAGGGUUUGGAAGAUGCCUACGAUAAGGGAUGGGUGCGAUCGUUAGGAGUGUCCAACUUUAAACCGGCUGAAAUUGCCGAACUCCAGAAAACGGCAAAAGUCAUGCCCAGUAUGAAUCAGAUCCGAGUCCAUCCGGGCUUCAACCAGAACAAGACAAUCGACUGGUGCAACAAAAACAAUAUUACUGUCACCGGCUAUUCACCGCUGGGAACGGGAGCCAUACUUCGUGAUCCGACACUCGUGAAAAUAGGUAAAGCAAUCAACAAGACUACGGCUCAGGUGGCCAUCCGGUGGCAAAUACAGCGCCAACUGGUUGUCAUACCGAAGAGUACAAAGAAGAAUAGGAUUAUUGAAAACUUUGAUGUCUUUGACUUUGAAUUGACUGACAAUCAGAUGAGACAAAUCAAUUCAAUUAAACAACAAAAUAUCAGAGAUUUUUGGGGAUAA